Molecule: messenger RNA, 692 nt
Organism: Magnolia sinica
Lineage: Eukaryota; Viridiplantae; Streptophyta; Magnoliopsida; Magnoliales; Magnoliaceae
Product: protein PPLZ02-like
Exons: 2
Coding region: 42-584 (180 amino acids)
Biological process (GO): regulation of DNA-templated transcription
Molecular function (GO): DNA-binding transcription factor activity; DNA binding
Source: RefSeq, a predicted model, not a curated record
AGAAGAGACAGAGAAAAAAGAAGAAGAAGAAAAUCAUCAUCAUGGCCAGGCCAUAUCAACGGUAUCGAGGCGUCCGGCAAAGGCAGUGGGGGUCAUGGGUGUCCGAAAUCCGCCAUCCAUUAUUGAAAACCAGAAUUUGGCUAGGCACAUUCGAGACAGCCGAAGACGCUGCCAGAGCUUACGAUGAAGCGGCGAGAUUGAUGUGUGGACAAUGGGCCAAGACCAAUUUCCCUUGUAAUCCUUGUCCAUCCUCUUCUUCUUCCAAGUUCUUAUCAGCGGCCCUAAUGGCGAAAUUGCAUCGAUGUCACUUGGCAUCUCUCCAGCUAUGUGGAACCAUUGUUAAAGGGCCUGCGAUCCCAACGAUAAAAAAUGAUGGCUACAAUUCAAGAUCUAAUGACAUUGGAGUGGGCCCAAAGAAGCUGAUGGAACGAUCACGAUCACCGGAGACUAAGUGGGCCAUGAAAGGUCAGUUGGAGAAGGACAACCAACAGCAAUUUAAUCUCAUGGAGGAUGAUCACAUAGAACAGAUGAUUGAGGAGCUGUUUGAUUCUUGUUUUGUAGAGAUACAAGCUCCUGCUUUCUAGUCAUGGUUCGUGUCUUGGUACCUGUUUUAAUUAGUGGACAGCAGUAGGCUGGCAGGAGAAUUAUCAAUCGUGUCCAUCUAUCGACUGGGCCCUAAUAAAGAUGGGUUA